UAGAUUCUUGUUUGGGAAAAUCCCGUCCGUGGACCAUGUAUUAAGACACUAUACGUCCGACGAUCAAUCACAGUAGCAACUCGAAUAUUACUUGUCAGUUUUUCAUCGUCCGCUAAACUCGUUACUCGUCUUGUGAAAAACACUAUACACUCAUCACUAGCCAACAAUCAACAUGAACCGUCUGUCAAUUGUUUUGGUUAUUGCAUGUGUCAGUUACUCACUGGGUGCACCGGAAAACAUUGAAUCGCACGGUGCAGACAUAAAUCAUGACUUAGAGCACAGCAGUGAACAUGAACUUGAGAAACAGAAUGGAUAUGGAGACGGAAAUGUAAACAGUGAUCAACCUGCACCAGAAAAUCCAAUACAAGUUUUCUGUCAAAAAAAAAAAAAACCUGUGUUGCCUGGCGGUAAUGGAAAGCCAAGGAAUCGUGGAGAAUUGUGUGCUGCAUUGUGUAGAAGAGCUUGUGCUUUUGGAUUGGAAACUAGUAAAUGUGUAAAUUGUAUGAGUGGAUGUCUCAAUUGAUGAAAAUAGAGGAUGUAUGGAGUAUAAUUAUUAUAGGGAUGGAUGGUAUAACGAACGUGAAAUUACAAAAAAAAAAUUUUGUAAAAAAGCUCGGGUUUCGGGAUUAUCAUGAAUGUUUUAAAUGUAUGUCUACAUUAAAAUAAUGUAAUUUGAUAUAAUUAAAUUGUAAAAUUUAAUUAGAUUUUGGAUUUUAAAUAUACAAUUUUUGUGAAUUUAUUUGUAUACGAAGAAUGCAAUUAUAUAGUCAAUUAAUUUAAUUUUAUGCAAUUUGAUUGUAGAAAUCAUGAUAAUUUGUACUGAGAUGUAUGCAAAUUAAAUUUGAUACAUUUUUGUUUAUGUAAUUUUGUAUAUUAUAUUAUAUUUUACAUAACAUAUGUUUUUUACGUCUGUUUUGGCCAUGAGAUCCGAAGCAGUCUUAUUGCCCUUGUGUUUCGGGAUCGCAAACAAGUGAAUGUUUUAAAUGUAUGACUGUAUGUCUACUUUAAAAUAACGUAAUUUGAUAUAGUUAGAUUAUUGUAAAACGUAUGUAGAUUUAGGAUUUUAAAUAUUCAAUUUUUGUGAAUUUUUUUGUAUACGAAGAAUGCAAUUUUGUAGUUAAUUAAUUUAAUUUUAAGCAAUUUGAUAAUUUGUACUGAGAUGUAUGCGAAUUUAAUAAAUUUUUGUUUAUGUAA
Molecule: messenger RNA, 1194 nt
Organism: Metopolophium dirhodum (rose-grain aphid)
Lineage: Eukaryota; Metazoa; Arthropoda; Insecta; Hemiptera; Aphididae
Exons: 3
Coding region: 173-523 (116 amino acids)
Source: RefSeq, a predicted model, not a curated record